GGAGGUGCUGGCAUAUAUCGGUACUACAAAUACUGGAUUAUGUUAAAAAGAAGAGAUGUAUAGAGCAUUUGUAUGGUUGGCCCAGGGCAAAGAGUGUGUUUUAAUAGAGUGAGCCAGGGGAACUGAAGACAACCAAGGCAGGGCAUGUGUGCUGGGUGUCAUGGAUGACACUGCCAGCUCCAACACCUCUGUGGAAGACAGAACUGACUUUGGUGAAAAUCCCACCACUGAUGCCCUAUCAGAGGGAUUCCUAAACUCACUGAAGCCAGUAAUUGAUAGGAUAGACACUGGAGUUAAAGAAACACAAGACAGCCAGGAGGCUUUGGCCGCACUGCUUGAGUCGAUCGCCGAAGACUUUGCAAAGCUGGCGUCUGUGGCGCCAUCUCCGGUAGACAUCGAGGAGCACGUGAAGCGUCUGCACAGCGUCAAGCGACGCGUGGCUGUGACCAACAGCACCCUGCAGUCUGUUCAGGACCGACUGGCCCGGAUACGCAGCCAGGUUGCGCGUCAGAAGGCGGCUGCCCCUCCGCCGCCGGCGGCAGCAGCACCGCAGUGAGCCUCACCAUGCAGACACCCGACAUGUCGCACCUGACGGCCGCCGACUACGACCGCGUGUACGAACCGGCCGAGGACAGCUUCCUGCUGCUGGACGCGCUGGAGGCCGA
Molecule: messenger RNA, 665 nt
Organism: Pollicipes pollicipes
Lineage: Eukaryota; Metazoa; Arthropoda; Thecostraca; Pollicipedomorpha; Pollicipedidae
Gene: Snapin
Product: SNAP associated protein
Exons: 4
Coding region: 161-556 (131 amino acids)
Biological process (GO): synaptic vesicle exocytosis; lysosome localization; intracellular protein transport
Cellular component (GO): BLOC-1 complex; BORC complex; synaptic vesicle
Molecular function (GO): SNARE binding
Source: RefSeq, a predicted model, not a curated record